CGGGUUCACCUUUGCUAUCAGAAGAAACCUUCCAGAAAGGAAAUAGGAAAACAACUUCAUCUCAGUAAAGAAGACCAUGCAGCCUGCAGUUCAAGUUUGGUUUGGAGAAGAUCUGCCUUUAAGUCCACGGAAUCCUCUGACUCCCAGACAUGGGCCAGGGUUGGCCAAUGUUUGUCAAUAUGAUGAGUGGAUAGCUGUGAGACAUGAAGCCACUCUGUUGCCUAUGCAAGAAGAUCUGUCCAUCUGGCUGUCUGGUUUGUUAGGUAUUGAAGUCAAGGCGGAAAGCCUAUUGGAAGAGCUUGACAAUGGAGUGCUGUUGUGCCAGCUGGUUGCUGUUCUUCAGAACAUGGUGAAAGCAUGCAGCCUUGAAGAGCCGCGAAAUUUUCCAAUGAGAAAAGUGCCCUGUAAGAAAAAUGCUGCACCAGGUUCAUUCUUUGCCAGAGACAAUACUGCAAACUUCCUCCACUGGUGUCGACACAUUGGGGUUGAUGAGACUUACCUCUUUGAGUCUGAAGGGUUAGUUUUGCAUAAAGAUCCAAGACAGGUAUAUCUUUGUCUACUUGAGAUUGGACGAAUUGUGUCCAGAUAUGGAGUGGAGCCACCAGUGUUAGUAAAACUUGAGAAAGAAAUUGAGUUGGAAGAAACCUUGCUCAAUACUUCUGGGCCUGAAGAUUCGAUUAGCAUUCCGAAAUCAUGCUGCCAGCAUGAAGAGCUGCAUGAAGCUGUCAAACAUAUUGCUGAAGACCCUCCUUGUAGUUGUUCACAUAGAUUUUCUAUCGAGUACUUAUCUGAAGGCCGUUACCGACUUGGGGAUAAGAUACUCUUCAUAAGAAUGCUUCAUGGAAAACACGUUAUGGUCCGUGUUGGCGGAGGCUGGGAUACUCUUCAAGGAUUUUUGCUUAAAUAUGAUCCCUGUCGAAUAUUACAGUUUGCUACACUGGAACAAAAGAUUCUAGCAUUUCAAAAAGGAGUUUCUAAUGAACACGUACCUGAUUCACCUGCCAGAACACCUCAGCCUCCUGAGAUGAAUCCUUUGUCAGCAGUUAACAUGUUUCAGAAACAAAAUCCCAAACCUGGCACAGCAGUUCCCAGGAGCAAGGAAAAACAGGUGCAUCCACCAGGCUCUCAGCUGCCGGCUUCCUCACAGAAAGCAGGGCAUCCAGGCUCCGCAUCAGGCCCUUCUAAAGGUCCAACUUCCUCAGCGAUGCCUUCCCAUCUCAAGCUCAAGUCUUCAAAAGGCACAACAAAGAAGCCACAUGUUUCUUCAAACAGCGUCCCGUCUUCACUGGGCCCCGUUGGUAACAGUACUUCUUCACCUGUUUUAUCAAGAACUGCACCUUGCGUAACUGAGUCAUUAAGGAAAUGUGUCACAUCCUCUGGUACCCCUAAGGCCAGGGUCAUUCCAGCCCACAGUUCAAAAGAGCUGCCAAGUAAGUGUUCUGGAAAAGCCGAAUUGAAGUAUUUGAAAGACAGUCAUAUUUCUUCAAAGGAUGAUAAAGUAGUUCACUCAGCUGCACAUUUAGGUUCUUCAUCAAAGUAUCCAAAGGCACCUAAAGCAAACAUACACGUAAGACCUAAACCGUCCCCCUUCCAGUCCCCUGCCAAAAUGACAAAACCCAAUUCCAAAGCCACAGCCCAAGGAGCCCAGGCCCAGCCAUCUGACAGAGCUGCACCUGCAGGGCUGGUCCCGGCCCAGAAACUUAAACCAGCCUUGAAUCUAAAUCAGCCAGUUUCUGUGGCUUCCAUUUCUCCUGCAAGAAAUGCACGGGACUCAAAAAACAGCCAUACAGCUUCAGUUGUCAAAAAGCAGCAUCAGUCGAAAAGUCCAUGCCAAAGGGCAGGACCCAGCUCCUCCAAAUCCCCUGGCCGCACUCCACUGUCCACCAUGAGCCUUCCCCAGUCUUCUGUGAAAACACAGACAGCAACCAAGGCAGCACACACUGCCACCAAGGGCCAGUAUUCAGCCAAAGGACCUCCAAAAAGUGGCAAGACCCCAACUCCCAGCAAGAAGCCACCUUCAUCUGGUAAGGAAGCAGAUAGUGGAGAGAGAAAACCUGCUGCCAAGAAAAAGGAAGAUGAUGACCACUACUUUGUUAUGACCGGAAGUAAGAAACCUAGAAAAUAAAUAUGCCUGUGACAUUUUAAGAAAACAGGACUGGAGCAGAGUGAAUGCGUCCAGGUUUCUCCCAUGCAUAUGUGUUCCAGAACAACAUAGAAGGGUGACGGGUGUUGGGACGAGGAGGAAGCUCAUCAGAAUCCACAUCUCUGAAUCCAUCAGCAACUACUCUUGUGAGGCAAAGAGUUGUCAAAUCACUACAAGGUUCUUUUUCAUACUAGACAUAGAUGCGACUUUCAGUCCAUAGUGUCAUUAUUCAUGGCUCUUGCUGAGGGAAAUAUAAGUCACAUAACACUACUGGAAUUACAACUAUGGCAGGAGUGGGAAACCUUUUUCCAAGGACUGUCUGGAUAUUUAUAACAUCGUUCUUGAGCCAGACAGAAUCGUCAACUUGAAAAUUAGCCUGUUAUAAGUCUACUGAAUUAUGGUUGUCUUGGCAGGCCCAGACCAAAUGAUGUGCAAGCAUUAUAUGGCCCUUGGGCUGGAUAUUCCACACUCCUGAACUAUGAGGACUAUUUUUUUAAAAAAAAUAUAUGCACACACAUAUAUAUAUAACUUUUAAAAUAUGUAUAUUUAUAUAAAUCAUCCAUUUAUAGGAUGGAUGUUACAUACAUGCUUAUAGCAACAGUGAGACUCUUAAUAUUAGGUAUUAUGUUUUAUCAAGAAAGAAACGGUUUGGCAUUUGUCCUGCGUUAGGCACCUAAUUUGAUUUCCUGAUCAGGAUUACCUAGUGCUACAAUGCCACGUGCCAAUGGCUGCUGCAUGUUAGCUUGGCAUUACUCUGAGCUGGGCUAGACAAAAUUCUUAGUACUUAUGUCUUUUAAAGCUUUCCAAAUGAGAAGGAAGUGAUUAUUUUACCAGCCUGAAGUUACCAGUACUUUCAGUAUAACU
Molecule: messenger RNA, 3007 nt
Organism: Ochotona curzoniae (black-lipped pika)
Lineage: Eukaryota; Metazoa; Chordata; Mammalia; Lagomorpha; Ochotonidae
Gene: GAS2L3
Product: growth arrest specific 2 like 3
Exons: 9
Coding region: 77-2125 (682 amino acids)
Biological process (GO): actin crosslink formation
Cellular component (GO): actin filament
Molecular function (GO): actin filament binding; microtubule binding; cytoskeletal adaptor activity
Source: RefSeq, a predicted model, not a curated record